CAACCUCGCAGACUGUGGCUGUUGGGCGUCAGACAUCUUCUGGUUCCUGUGAUCUUUAUACGCCAGAAAAACAAUAAAGACCUGGAUUUGUGGGCAGGAAGAGGGUCUGCACCACUGCCUCUUAGAAGAGGCUAAAUGAACACUAGCUACCAGGUUGUGUAAUCCAGUAUCGUCUAUAAGGUUUUCAUAAUGGUGAUUUUAAAAGGCCUCAUCAAUUCUAUCCCUAUGUAAAUGUGGCUUUCUACUAUAUUAAACGAAUAUUACACAUGCCAAGUCUUCAAGAAACAAGCAUGAAUCCAUCUCUUCAAGAAAUCACAGAAGAAAUUUCUCAUUCAAAUCCUCUUCCAGGAUUGUCAGAAAGAAUACUGUUGGAGAAUCCAGACUUUUACAAUGUGUGGAAAGGAAAGAUGUAUAUCCAGGGUAAACUGGUGUGUGACAUUGCACUUCAGUCAUCAACUAACUACAGCAUCCCAGCUCAGCUGCCAGAAAAGCUUGAAAUCAGAGAUGUUAUCAGACUGUCUGAUUUAAGACAAAAGUUACCAGAAGAUAUUUUCGAGAGGCUUGAUUUUUCAGGAAAAGAAGUAUGUUGUGGAGAGGUCUAUUGCAGCCUUUACCAAUUAAGAGCCUCCAAUGUGGUGGGACUUGAGCUUUACAAAUUACAGACUUUGAUGAAAGACAAGGAUCUGGCAGUUGUCAAGUUAUUAAAUGACCAGGGAUUUUUGAUUUUCAUCACAUCUACUUUAGUCAAAGCCAGCAAAGAUUUGCAGCACAGUGACUCCAGCUGCCUCGCCGCUCUCUUUUUAUUCCUCACACAAGGAUACUGGACAGUAAAGAGUCUGAACAAUGGGAAAAAGACAUUCCCACUGAAGAUGUCUCUGUAAAAGUAACCUCUUUUUGCCGGGACCUUCAGUAUGGCGAUCAUGGAAACAAGUCGGACUCUUACGGAACAGGAACUUUUUCCUGAUGCUCUAGAACGUUGAUUUUAAAAAGUUUGCCACACUUCAGAAGAAAAAGGAGGGAUGCCAAGCCAGAUCUAACCACAGAACCUCUGUUGGACACGUCACCUAAAGACCCAGAGAAAAGCGAACUGACAAGUGUAACCAAGGGCAGUUUGCACGCCUGCAGUCUUACAUAUCUUCUCCCAUUGACUAUUGUGUUUCAUUGCAAAAAGCUUCUAACCUCUUAGCAGAAGAUCCACAGCCUUCUGGUGAUGGACAGAUUGGGUCAGAAAUAACUGAUGUAGCACAGUCUACAAUUGAACCGAUUGGGUCAGAAAUAACUGAUGUAGCACAGUCUACACUGCCCACUGAGACUGAAACUGGGGUCAAAGUGGAUGUUCCAAGUGGUUAACUGAAAAUGAACUCUUGCAGGAAAGCACAAAGGCUAUUAUAGGACAGGCUAACCGAGGAAAAGGCUCAAAGAAAGAGAUCGAAGAGAGGAAAGAGGAGACGUGCACACCAGGCUGCAUCUUUAGUGGUG
Molecule: messenger RNA, 1479 nt
Organism: Bombina bombina (fire-bellied toad)
Lineage: Eukaryota; Metazoa; Chordata; Amphibia; Anura; Bombinatoridae
Product: protein TASOR-like
Exons: 12
Coding region: 267-881 (204 amino acids)
Biological process (GO): negative regulation of gene expression, epigenetic
Cellular component (GO): nucleoplasm
Source: RefSeq, a predicted model, not a curated record